AUGACUGUGAACGAUAACUUGCUUUCCAAACCUAUAAGGCGUGCUAAUUUUCGAUUAUGCAAUGUUUCAGGUUACAUUUCUGAAGUAUUGGAGAUUCGGGCUGAGGCUCCUAAACUGCAUGUUCUGCUUGUUCCUGGAAACCCAGGUGUUGUUUUAUUCUACAAGGACUUUGUGGAAUUUCUAUAUGAGCUGCUGGAGGCAACUGCGUCUGUGACUGCUAUCGGCCAUGUUUCUCACUCAAGAAAGGACUUGGAACAUGGACGCAUGUUUUCUUUACAGGAACAAAUUGAUCACAAGACUGACUUCAUCAGACAGGAGUUGCAAAGUAUUGAGAUUCCUAUAUUACUGGUUGGGCACUCUAUUGGUUCAUACAUAUCUAUUGAAAUGUUCAAGAAGUCUCCAGAGAAGGUGAAAUAUUGUAUUGGACUUUAUCCAUUUUUGACGUUAAACCAGCAAUCAACAAAACAGUUGUUUAUUGGAAAAAUUGCAAACUCCCAAGUUCUAGCUGCUGCUCUUAGUUACCUGAUAGCAUCAUUAGGAUGGCUACCUGUCCAAGCUUUAAGGUUCGUGGUCAGAAAAUCCCUUGGGAAGUCAUGGUCGGUCAAUGCAGUUGAAGCUGCUUGCUCCCACUUGUCACAGUACCAUACCAUGCGGAAUGUUCUGUAUAUGGCCAUGACAGAAUUCAGAAAGCUUUCAGAGGCACCAGAUUGGACAUUUAUGAGAGAAAGGAAGGCUCAAUUGACGUUUUUAUUUGGUAUCGACGAUCACUGGGGCCCACUUGAUUUGCUUGAAGAGAUUUCAAAGCAGGUUCCCGGUGUUGCCGUAUCUAUUGAACGAGAAAACCACACCCAUGGUUUCUGUUGCACAGAGGCCGGUUCAUUAUGGGUUGCUCAGCAUGUGGCAAACUGUAUCAAGAAGCAGACAGCUUGUACAAACCAAUGAGGUCUGACUCUCUUGCUGUUCGCUUGUGUUGUGUGAGUUUUCUAUGUUAGUCUCAGAAAGGACUGAACCACAAAUAAAUUUGAAACGAUGCUUAUAGUUCAUGCUAUAAAAAGUGUAGUUUCUUUCAUUCAUCAAUGCUUAUAGUGCAUUCAACAGUUUUAACAUC
Molecule: messenger RNA, 1108 nt
Organism: Vigna umbellata (rice bean)
Lineage: Eukaryota; Viridiplantae; Streptophyta; Magnoliopsida; Fabales; Fabaceae
Source: RefSeq, a predicted model, not a curated record